AUGACUGAAGAACUUAAAGGUCAGAAAACUUUACAGACAAUCAAGUCCGUUCUUUCUAACGAUGCGCCUUCGAUUCAAGACAAAGAAGAUGCGAAUGGGUUGGCAAAUUUAGGAUAUAAGCAAGAAUUCGAUAGGAACUAUGGAUUUUUAUCCACUUUUUCAUUUGCUCUCUCUAUUUCCGGUUUGAUGGGAACAAUUUCAAUUACUUACCUUUAUCCAUUAUGGGCUGGUGGUCCAGCAUGUGCCGUUUGGUGUUGGUUUGUUGGUGCCAUGGGUUGUCUCUGUAUCGCAUGGUCAGUGGCAGAAAUCACUUCAUGUUUCCCAACCUCUGGUGGUAUGUACUAUGUCAUCACCCACGUUGUACCUAAGAAAUACGUUCCACUAGUAUGUUGGAUCGAUGCUUGGCUAUAUUUUACCGGUGCAAUUACAGGGUGCUGUUCCACUGAUUUUGGAGCGGCAACUUUGUUGAUUAAUAUCGUACAAAUGGCUUCCGAUUAUACUUAUACUCCUUCAAGAGGACACAUUACAGCUGUUGCAAUUUUGGUUAUUUUAACACAUGGUGCAAUCAAUUCGUUGCCAGGAUCAGUAUUAUCAAGUGUUACUAAAUACUACUGUAUUGUUAACAUUGGUGCAACAAUUGGCUUAAUUGUAACCUUAUUGGCUAAAUGUCCUGAAUUUAAUACUAGGGAAUAUACAUUUGGCCAAGUUAUCAAUUCGACUGGCUGGGAUGCAGAUGGGUGGGCCUUUUUGUUUGGAUUCUUACAGGUUUCUUGGGUCAUGACCAGUUACGAUGCUACGUCCAGGAUGUCUGAAGAAGUUCACAAUGCAGCUUACAUGACGCCUCUUGCAAUUGCCUCGGCAUUGACUACUACCGCUGUUCUCGGUUGGGUUCUAGUUAUUGUGAUUACGCUAACUAUGGGCACUGAUUUAGAUCGUAUUUUGAACACCGGAUCUGGUCAGCCAAUUGUUGAAAUAUAUCACAUUGCUAUGGGUAAAACCGGUGCUAUUGCAUACUUGUCCUUGUCUUUUGUUGUCCUAUGGUUCUGUGGUGCCGUUGCAAUGUGCUAUACUGCUAGAGGUUUGUGGUCCUUCGCCAGAGAUGGAGGUCUACCAUACUCCAAUUUCUGGUAUAACCUAGACCCAAGAACCAAGGCACCUUUGAGAUGUGUCUGGUUGAUUUGUCUGAUCAACUCGUUACUUGUUUUGAUCAAUUUAGGUUCCACUAUUGCUAUGAAUGCCAUCUUCUCAGCUUGUGCAAUCUGCACAGAUUGGUCUUACAUUAUCGCUAUUUUCUUCUUCAGUUUAAAUAGGGAGAAAAUGGGUGUUCCAAGAGGUCCAUUCCAUAUGGGAAAAUUGUCCAAACCUGUUAUGAUGUAUUCAUGUAUUUGGACCUUAUUUGUCUCGAUUGUUUUUGUGUUUCCUAACUACAUGCCUGUUAACAAGGAGAAUAUGAACUAUACAGUGGUUAUCUUAGGUGCUGUAUUUAUAGGUGCAGGUGGCUGGUAUGCAAUUGAUGCUAAGAAAUGGUUUAUUGGACCAAAGGCUAAUAUUGACGCUGACGAUGAUUCCUCCUACGGAAUCGAGGUUAGAAGUGAAGACUAUGAAAUGGGAUCUGCUGGUUCUGAUCCUGUAAAGUCAAAUAGGAUCAAGGUGGCCAUCAUGGAAAGUCCAGAUAAGGGUAAUUGA
Messenger RNA from Pichia kudriavzevii, 1686 nucleotides. RefSeq lists its product as uncharacterized. Gene Ontology annotation, molecular function: transmembrane transporter activity. Bases 1 to 1686 code for a protein of 561 amino acids. Gene Ontology annotation, cellular component: membrane. The transcript has a single exon. Lineage: Eukaryota; Fungi; Ascomycota; Pichiomycetes; Pichiales; Pichiaceae. Gene Ontology annotation, biological process: transmembrane transport; amino acid transport. The record is from RefSeq and is a predicted model, not a curated record.